ACAUCCAGGGUGACUUUUACAGCAGGCGUGUGUGUGUGUGCGGAUGUUGUGACAGUGUGUCUCCUUAUUUUUAUAUUAGUUCUGAUGGAUGUGUAUUAGAUAAUUUUGUGAGGAUUGCUGAGCGCGAUGGCGGCGUGGAGCUGCAGGUUUCUCCUCCAGCGCGGAUCUCGACUGGUUUCUUCUCGUGUCGCUGCUGAAAGUCCCGCCCAGCUGGUGUGUUGUGUCCGGACAGUGAAGACCACAACGUUCUUUGAAGAACAUCUCACAGAGGACAACCAGGAGUACAUGAGGAAGACUAUGGCAGAGGAGUACAGAAGACAGACGGCUGAAAAGCUCAACCCGUUGAAAGACGAGCCGUGGGAGCGACACGAGUGGACGGAAGGGAGUCGAAGAGUUGGAUUAGUUGCUGUGAAGCUGGGGAUGGCUCCGGUCUGGACGAAAACGGGAGAAAGACAUGUAGUCACCAUGUUGCAGGUGCAGGACUGCCACGUGCUGAAGUGCCUUUCCAAAGAAGAGCACGACGGACGCACCGCCGCCCUGGUCGUGGGAGGGAAGAACGUCUCGCCGUUCCAGAGGUCGGAGCAAAGCAUGGACAUGUUCAGGACGGCCGGCGUGCCCCCGAAACAGAAAGUCAGCGUCUUCGGCGUGUCCGACAACGCCCUCAUCAAGCCAGGCACGCCUCUAUAUGCGGCACAUUUCCGUCCGGGCCAGUACGUGGACAUCACAGCCAAAUCCAUUGGUAAAGGCUUUCAAGGAGUGAUGAAGCGGUGGGGGUUCAAAGGUCAGCCAGCCACUCACGGCCAAACCAAAACCCAUCGCAGACCCGGAGCCUCCGGACCUGGAGGGGACCCAGCCAAAGUCUUCAAAGGGAAGAAGAUGCCCGGCCAGAUGGGAAACGUCUACGUCACGGCUUACGGGCUGAAGGUGUGGAGGGUCAACACCAAGCACAACGUGCUCUACGUGAACGGCUCGGUCCCCGGCCACAGGAACUGCGUGCUGAAGGUGAGAGACACAAAACUCCCAACGAGGAAGUCCUCCCUGCUCAACCCUCCUUUCCCCACGUUCUUCACCGAGGACGAAUGUGACCUUGAGGAGGAUCUGUACGACGAAAACUUGUUCGUUCACACCGAGCCAUCGCUAACGCUGACCUGACUUCCUAACGAACGAUCGCACAAAACCCUCCGACUGCAUCUGGACCCUGUAAUAAAGAGCAAUUCCUAAGGUCGUCUUGAGCUUGCGUGUGUGUGAGAAAGAGCGAGCGAGAGAUCCGUAACAGCACCGAGUCUGUUUGAUCCAAACAGUUAUUACGGUCUCUCUCCUCUGAAACCAUGGUAACUGAAGGAGUGAUGUCGUCACUGGAGGAUCCCCGAGCAUAGAGAGAGCCAGAGGAGGGGAAAA
Salarias fasciatus (jewelled blenny) is the source of this 1398-nucleotide messenger RNA. RefSeq names its product mitochondrial ribosomal protein L3 (gene mrpl3). Gene Ontology annotation, biological process: translation. Gene Ontology annotation, cellular component: mitochondrial large ribosomal subunit; ribosome. The transcript is spliced from 10 exons. The coding region runs from base 127 to 1152 and encodes 341 amino acids. Gene Ontology annotation, molecular function: structural constituent of ribosome. The record is from RefSeq and is a predicted model, not a curated record. Lineage: Eukaryota; Metazoa; Chordata; Actinopteri; Blenniiformes; Blenniidae.